CUUAGUUUUCCUACAUGAUUCAGCUGUUCGGAUUGAACAUAUUUGGCUUGGUGACACCAGACUUGUUUGACAUUUGCAUCAACAAAAAUAAUCUGCAACUUUCUCAGGGUAUUUUAUAUUUAGUAUUUGAGGCAUUAUCGGCUGGACAGGCUCUCUGUAGUUGCAUUUUAUCGUUGUUGUCUAAAAUGAAGGAGGAAAUCGCUGCCACGGUGUUCUUUAUCGCAAGGCUGGCACAGAAAUAUGGCAAACUAGAUCGUCACUCAAGGGAGAAAUUCGCCGUUGCUCUGACUGCAGUUCUCUUUGAGAAAUUCAAAAACCACUGGUAUCCUGGCAAUCCAUGCAAAGGCCAGGCAUACAGGUGUUUGCGCAUGAACAAACUCCAGCCAACGGAUCCAGAUAUAGAACAGGCAUGCCGUCAGAGUAACAUUGAGUUCGAUGACCUUGGUCUUCCUGCCGAGAUGAGCAUUUGGGUAGACCCGGGGGAGGUUUCUUGCAGAUAUGGAGAGAAGAGCACCCCGUUCUGCGUGACCCAACUGGAGGGCCAAAAGACCGAUGGAGACUUCUCUCGACGAAUCAACAACGCAGUGGAGCGGGCAUCCUCUGACUACCACUCUGGCACCUCGUCUGACGAAGAGGGUGACACGAACACCACCUUCAGUAGCACUAGUAGCAGCAGCGCAAACAGUAGUGUCCUGUCUGCUCCUGAGCUGAAGACCAUUCCCACCGUCAGCAACCCCAACAGUGUCUACCAGUUCUCUGAAUUUGGUCUACCUAUUCCGACAUGGAACCCGUACCCAAAAAGGAAGCCUUUCCCUGUGGAUGGUUUCCAACAGCUCAACGCCCCUAACAGCUCUUUGCCACAGCGUACUCCCUUCAAAAGCUAUCGUCCGAGCUUCGCCUUCUCAGGACCGCGUGUGGACAAGUACCACUGGGUCAGCAAGAGCAGAUCGUAAUGGACAAGAGGUCUACGACAAUCACACACUCCCAUACUGCAACUGUGAAAAGUUUAAGAAAUUAGGAUAAAUCCAACCUUUUUAUAUAAACCCAGUUUACGUCAUGUCCGCAAGACCUGUAAGCACUUUAAUAACUAUUGAUGUUGGUGUAUAUUUUUAGUGUCUGUUUUUUAUGAAAUUUUAAAUGUGUUUUUAUCACUAGUCAUGUGAAAAUAAAUAAAAAAAAUAUGACUUUCUUUAAA
Messenger RNA from Engraulis encrasicolus (European anchovy), 1195 nucleotides. RefSeq names its product maternal B9.10 protein-like. Gene Ontology annotation, cellular component: nucleus; cytoplasm. Gene Ontology annotation, biological process: negative regulation of cell population proliferation; negative regulation of mitotic cell cycle. NCBI's taxonomy places the organism in Eukaryota, Metazoa, Chordata, Actinopteri, Clupeiformes, Engraulidae. The transcript is spliced from 4 exons. Bases 15 to 953 code for a protein of 312 amino acids. The record is from RefSeq and is a predicted model, not a curated record.